AUGGUUGGCAUAUCUAAUUUUGAAUGGUGUUUCACUUAUACCGAUGUAGGAUUUGUUGAAAGGAGUGUUAGUAGGGAUUUUGGAACUUAUAUUGGCUUGUUCAAUGAUAUUGAGAUAGGUAUCAAUGACUCUAAUGAGUUGCCAGACCAUAAUUCCGACAAACUUUUUCUUGCCGAUGACAUCGAUGACUCCCAAAAAACAUCAUCACAUUUAAAAAAGGAUCAGUUGCAUUUUGUACUUGAUUGCCACAAUGACCAACAAAUUUAUAAAAGUGAUCUUUCUAUACCAAUCUCUAACGAUCCUGCACUAUGGAAAUCAAUAUCAGACACUGAUCGAACGAAUAUAAUUCUGAUGGGACCUUCUUCAAAUCCUAGCAAUUUUCCAAGAGAUCAAAAAGAACGCAAAUUCCCUAUUUAUAUCUUUUUAGAGGAACAAAGAGUCGGAGAAAAACUGUGGGAGGUCAAAAAAAGGUUCGUUAAGCUAGAAGAACUUGAAAAAAAGAAGGGGUCUGAUAUAACAAAGUUGAUAUUGAAUGUGUUGGAAGAGAAUGAGCUCGACAUAAAAAAUUGUCGUGGUCAAGGCUACGACAACGGCGCUAAUAUGGCUGGUAUUUACAAUGGAGUUCAAGCUUUGAUAAGACAGAGUAAUCCACAAGUAAUUUUUAUUCCUUGCUCUGCUCACAGUUUGAACUUAUAUGCAGUACACGCUAUUGAAUCAUCGGCUCCUGCAAAAUCCUAUUUUGUAAAUAUUCAAAAGCUAUACAAUCUGUUCAGCAGCAGCCCAGUUCGUUGGAAAAUUCUUCAAGAGGAGACAGGCCAAUCAUUUCAUAAACUUUCUGUUACACGAUGGAGUUCGAGGAUUGAAUCAGUUAAGCCACUAGCAAAAAAGCCAAGAGAGAUCUUGAAAUCAUUACAUCGUCUAAAAGAGUUAGACCUUCCAUGCGAAAAGAACGCAAAAAAGAUCAUCCCAGAUGAAACUGCUGGUUACAACCACGAAGAGGCAUCAAAAAUCUUUGAGUGUAAUGACUUCAAUGUUGCACUCGACAAUCUGAGAUCAAGAUUUAAAGUAAUAGAAGAGGAAUGUAGCAAGUUUUCCUUCCUUUGGUCUUUACAGAAAUCUCAAACAGACCAAGAACUAGGUUUAAAAGCUGAGAAUCUGGCUAAACUUUAUCUAGAAGACUUAUGUAAAAACGAAUUUUCUGAUGAAGUUCGGCAUUUUUCUUCCGUAAGAAGAAAUAUUCUAGCCAGCGAAAAGCCUGUCGAACUUCUAAAUGAAGUUUAUGCAAAGGGGCUGCAUUCAAUAUUUCCGCAAGUGUGUGUUUCUCUUAGAAUCUUUCUAACAUUGCCCGUUUCAACAUCUGAAAGAGAAAGAUCUUUCAGCAAGCUAGCUAUCAUCAAAGAUUAUCUUCGUUCCACAAUGGGCCAGGAGCGAUUGUGCUACUUGAUGAUCCUUUCAAUCGAAUCAGCUUUAGCCAUUAAUGUAAAUUAUGAAGAAGUUAUUUCAAAUUUUGCUGCUAAGAAGGCCCGGAAGAUGUAUUUGUCAAUUAAGAAUUGA
This is a messenger RNA of Hydra vulgaris (swiftwater hydra), 1554 nucleotides long. NCBI's taxonomy places the organism in Eukaryota, Metazoa, Cnidaria, Hydrozoa, Anthoathecata, Hydridae. The record is from RefSeq and is a predicted model, not a curated record.